Schistosoma intercalatum is the source of this 4205-nucleotide messenger RNA. The record is from the annotation of a GenBank genome assembly. NCBI's taxonomy places the organism in Eukaryota, Metazoa, Platyhelminthes, Trematoda, Strigeidida, Schistosomatidae.
AAAAGUUAUUAUUACUUAUUUUAACAAUAUAUAAUAAUGUAUAUGGGAUUUUAUAAUGAUAAUAUAAACUAUAAUUCAUUCUUGUUUAUUGUAUUAUUUAAUUGAAUUAAAAAGAAAAGAGAAGCGUCACUACAUCUAAUAGUCAGUUCAUUCAUAGAUGAAGUUUACUAUGGCAUUACAAACAUAUGCUGUAUACAUGAUCAACCACUCAGAUUAAAAAUUAUUUUCGUUAUAUUAGUCAUAAGUUAUUUCCUAUGACCUUAAUUACAAUUGAUCAUAAACAAUGACUUGUCAAUAAUAUAUUGAAUAUAUAUUGAAUUAAAUUGAUCCAUCUAUGCUAUUCAAUAACUUAACUACCUAGCAACAAAUGAAACUAUAUUCAUUAAAUUUUUUUAACUUUAUUAAUUUUUUAUUAAUUUUAAUUAUUAUUACUACAAAUUAUUGUACAUAUACAUUGAUACAUAAUAAUAAUAAUAAUAAUAAUAAUAAUAAUAGAAAAAUACAAAAAUAUAAUUCAUUAACUCAGACCAUGUUUUUAAGUGAAUUAAAAAAAUUAAAUGUUUAUUUACUUGAAGAAGAAUCAAUUGGUAGAGAAGUAGCUAAUUUACAAUUUCCAAUUAAUCGUAUGAAUAAUUCUAAUGAAAAUUAUUUAAUUAAUCAUAAUAAUGAAGAAGAAGAAGAAGGAAAAGAAGUAGAAAAAGAAAAAGAAAAAGAAGAAAAAAGAAAGAAAUCGAAUUAUUAUCAAAUAUUUAAUAGUGAACCACAAUCAAAAUAUUUUCAUUUAGAUGCAAAAACUGGUAUUAUACGUGUUGCUAGACGGAUUGAUCGUGAUCAAUUAUGUCCAUUAUUUAAAUCAUGUUGUACAUAUUUAAAUCAUCCUAAUAAUAAUAAUAAUAUAAAUUAUUUUAAUAAAGAUUUUAAUUUAAUUAAUAAUGAACAAUUAACUAAUUGUCAAUUAGAUUUAAAUAUUCGAUCAGAUGAUCAAUAUACUAAUAUUAUUACUGUUAGUGUACAUAUUAUUGAUAUUAAUGAUAAUUCACCAGUAUGGUUAUUAAAUAGUAAAUCAGGUUUAUUAAAUUUUCCUGAUGAUCAUCAAAAACAGGAUGUGAUGCAUGUUUACGUAUCAGAAAGUAGCCUUAUCGGAGAUUCCAUUCAACUAACGCCUGCUGUAGAUCAAGAUGCUGGAUCAAAUAACAUUAUGAAAUAUAUGAUUGAACCUCAAUUUCCUGAAUUCCAGUUAGAAUGGACAUCACUUGAUAGAGAUGCUACAAUGGCAAACAAUCAAUUCUCUGGCGAUAUACAGUCUAGUGAUAUUCAAUCAUAUUCUGAUCAUUUUAUCAGAUCACCACCUGGUCCGAGACAUGAACUUCGUUUAAUUGUUCGAAGCCUAUUAGACAGAGAAACAAAAUCUUUAUAUGAAUUCAAUCUAACUGCUAUAGACGGUGGAUCACCAAGUAGAAAUACAACAAUCAAAUUACAAGUUCAUGUCACAGACUUCAAUGAUAAUUCUCCGAUAUUUGAAAAAGAUACAUAUACUGUGGAUUUGCAUGAAAAUGCUCGACCACAUACACCAGUUAUACAAGUUAAAGCCAAUGAUAUCGACGAAGGAAGUAAUGCACAAAUUAAAUAUCGAAUAAGUUCAUUGACUAAACCAGAAUUUAUACGAUUAUUUACAUUGGAUCCAAUAACUGGUUGGAUACAUGUGCAAUGGGAAGUGGACUAUGAAAUACACAAAAAAAUAAUAUUAACUAUUGAAGCUAAUGAUGGAGGUAGUCUACCAAGAAGUACAACUUGUAUUGUAGAAAUAACAGUAUUAGAUGAAAAUGAUCAUUCACCUGAAUUACAUUUUGAACCAGCUCAUUUAACAAAUUAUGCAUUAGUUCCAGAAAAUGAAAAACCUGGUCGAUUAGUUGCUGUAUUUACUGCACAAGAUAAAGAUAGUGGAGAUAAUGGUCGUGUAAGUUGUCGUUUAGCAGAAACAAGAAAAUGGACAUUUGAUACACAAAAUAAAGAAAAAUUAGAAAGUUUAUUAUUAAAUCCAACUGAAAUUUUAUUCAGUUUACAACAAAUGCAUAUGCCUUUUUCAAUUAUAUAUAAACUAACAACUGCUUCCAGUUUUGAUCGUGAAUUCAUUUCAAAAAUUACAGUUUGGAUAACAUGUUCAGAUUAUGGUGUUCCACCAAGAAAUAGUACAGGAUCAGUAGCUGUUAGAAUUUCCGAUGUAAAUGAUGAACCCCCAAUAUUUAGUCAAACACAUUAUUACUUUAAUAUUAAUGAAAAUACUGAAAUAGGAACAAUAAUAAACAAAAUCAAUGCAACAGAUCCUGAUGAAGGUGAAAAUGCUAAAUUAACAUUUUGGUUAAGUGGACAAAAUGCAAAUUAUUUCGAUGUAAAUAAAGCUACCGGUUAUUUAACAGUACAAAAAUUAUUAGAUAGAGAAAUGAUUAAUGAAUUACGUUUUCAAAUUCAUGCUGCAGAUAAUGGAAUGCCAAGUUUAAAUUCUAGUGCUGAUAUAACAAUAAUUCUUCAAGAUGUUAAUGAUAAUCCACCGAGUAUAUUGAAUAAAAUAGAAUUCUAUAUAUUAGAGAAUCAUACAGCUUCAUUGGCUAUUGGUAAAAUUACUGCAUAUGAUGCAGAUAUUGGUCGAAAUGCCGAAAUAACUUUUACAUUAAUUCAAUGUAUUGCUUAUGGAUUAAAUACUUUCAAUAGUUCAGAUAGUAUAGUUCAUGAAUCAUAUGAAAAUUAUUUGAGCAAUAAGAAAAAUUUCUCACAAUCCCUUGAAAUUAUGUAUACAUUUUUUAUUGCCAAAGAUGGACAAAUCUAUUUAGGUAGAUCAAAAUUAGAUCGUGAAUUAUAUCCAUUAUAUGAAUUGACAGUACGUGUUGAAGAUCAGGGUACACCAAAAUUAUCAUCUACAACAAUUGUUUUAAUACAUAUAUUAGAUGUGAAUGAUAAUACACCACAAUUUAUCUUUCCAUCAAUUGGUAAUAAUACUGUUUAUGUACGAAAAGAAACAAAGCCUGGAACUUAUAUUGCAAAAUUAUAUGCUAUUGAUGUAGAUUCAGCAGAAAAUGGUCGUAUAACAUAUGGAAUUAAACCGAAUGAGCAUACAGAUAUACAAUCCUUAUUUGAAUUAGAUCCUAUAACUGGUGAUAUUAUAUUAAAACGUUCAUUAGAUUAUAAUAUAGAUACAUUAAGACUCAAAGAAAAUGUAAACUUUAAAGAUUUUAAUUUACUUAAUAUACAUAGUAGAUCAUCAUCUAUUCAUGAAAUGGAAAUGAAACGUCGAAAUCAAUCUAUUCAUGGAAUAAAUAAAACAACAUUUAAACAAAAUGAAUUAAAGAAUAAAUUAUAUGAAAGUCAAAUGGCAUAUAGUUUAAUUGUUACAGUAACAGACAACGGGGAACCACCAUUGAAAUCUUCUACCAUUUUACGAAUUCUAUUUACUCCACCAUUUUACCCACCUAGUGAUUCAAACGAUUCACCAAAUCCUUUGAUAAUAAAACAUUCAGUUCGACACAAAUCAUUAAACAAUCAUCCUGACUAUACUAAAGGUCAAUCUAUAUCAAAUGAAUUAGAUUUCGACACACCAGUAGAAAAUGAAUUAACUGGAAUCGGUGUAUUACUUGGAUUAGUAACAGCUAUUGGUUUAUUUGUCUGUUUUCUAAUUCUUGUUAUAAUGAUCUUUUUUUAUCAAAGUCGAAGAUUAAAUGAGCAUAGAAAACAAUUAAUUGAAAGAAGAAAUCAAGCAUAUAAUCAACAUCAAGUAGUAGAACAAGCACAUCAAUCACAAUUACAACAACGACAGAAUCAACAAAAUUCAGAAUUGAUUCAACUUUCAACUGUAUCACCAUCAUUCAAUACACAAUCAACUCAUUAUAUGCCACAUUCAAUUCUUCGUCAUAUUCCUGUAGAACAAUUAAAUAAAUCUGAUAAAACCAUAACUGAUUCAUCUCGACAGUAUUAUUUACAAACAUUCAAUGAAAUAAUGCCAAAUUCAAAAAAUGAAUUAAUGACUAGUUUUACAACACUUUAAAGAUGUGCAUCCUUUUUUUAUUUGAUGUAUGUAUUUGUGUAUGGUUCGGCUUCUUUAACCUCUUCUAUUAGCUUCAUUUGAUCUCGUUAAUUUUCUUUCUUUUUUUUAAAAUUUACUGAUUUGUACAUUGAGAGAAACUUAACAACGAUGAUCAAUUUGAUAAAUGAAG